UUGACGGCAAUCGCUUGACGGCAAUAUUGUAAAAACAAGGCACGCAUUCGCUCUCUUUCAGCAAAAAAAAAAGAACUACAAAUCUUAAACUAUAUUCGAUCGAUGGCAGAACCCCCUCCCGGCGGCUACAACUACAAAACAUUAUUAUGCAGAAACAUUCCGGAGCUAUUUUUGGACAAAUAUGUGGCGCGUUCGCACUUCGGACGGUUUGGCACCCUCGUAAACUUUGUCCUGCGUCCGCGGCGAAUGAGCUGCACCGUGAGCUAUGCCAGCGAGGAGGAGGCGUCGCGGGCGCUCCUCGAUGGCGCCAGCUUUCAGGGUCACCUGUUUGAUAUAUCCUAUGCUGAUAACGAGACGGCGCCGGCACAGAAAACGGAGGAGUGGGUGGAUCCUGAAAUUCAGGCGGAGUUGAGUGCACUGCAGUCGGGCUGGCGCAAUGAGUAUGCGUCGGGCAAGCCGAUAAGAACACCACCAAAUGGAGGCAGUGGUGGCGGUGGCAGUUCAGUGCUGCCUGCCCUACCAGUUGGGUCCGCAACGGCGGCGGUGAGCAGAGAUCGUACGCCUGCCCAGCUCAGGGAUCUUGAGAACAUGAUGCGCAGACCCGCCCAUACAAGCGAGGAGAAGUUCAGCGUGCUUGAUGCCCGCGAUAAGCUGAUCCGGCUGAACCGAACGCAACACAAGCUGUCCGGUGCCACCCAGGGUCACUGCGCCGAUAUGUGUCCGGAAAAGGAGCGCGUGCUGAGAGAGUUCCAGCGCCAGGUGGCCUACUAUGAACUGCAACCGGGCUCCGAUGAGCUAAUCUGCCACGAAAGAGCCCUGAAGCAGUACUCACGCAGCAGUGCCGACCAGGAGACGCCACUGCCGCAUGAACUGCGAAAUGAGACUGCCCUGCACAUGACCAUGAGCUAUCUAAUGCACGAGAUCAUGGACAUUAGCGAGCGCCCGGAUCCGCAAAGUCAUAUGGGCGAUUGGUUUCACUUCGUUUGGGAUCGCACGAGGUCCAUCCGAAAGGAGAUCACCCAGCAGGAGCUAUGCUCGCUGGGCGCCGUGAAGUUGGUGGAGCAGUGCGCCCGGUUUCACAUCCAUUGCGCCGCCCGUUUGGUUGACGCCGACCCCAGCGUCUUUGACAGCAAGAUCAACGCCGAGAAUCUAACCAAAUGCCUGCAGACUUUGAAGUACAUGUACCAUGACCUGCGGAUUAAGGGCGUCCCGUGUCCCAAAGAGACGGAAUUUCGGGGCUACAUUGUAUUGCUAAAUCUGGCCGAUGCCAACUUUCUCUGGGAUAUCGGCCAGCUGCCCGUGGAACUGCAGAGUUGUCCCGAAGUGCGUCAAGCCAUUCAAUUCUACUUGGCCCUGCAGGACACGAACUUUGUGCGGUUCUUCCAGCUGCUGGCUGACAAGGAUACCAGUUACCUGAGUGCCUGCAUCCUAGUCAAUUACUUUACGCGACUGCGCGUGCUGGGGCUGCAUCGUCUGAUCCAUGCGUAUAGGUCUCCGCGGAAGGAUGAGGUGUCUUCGCUGCCUCUCACCUACAUCGCCGAACUACUGAGCUUUGCCAGCGAACAGGAGGCGGCGGAUUUUGUCCAACACUAUGGCCUGCAGGUCAACGAGGCGGGGAGAGUUGUGCUGAGCAGAAUGCACACGGUGGAGACGGACUACAAGCUGCCGCGACAGUAUGAGUUGGUGGAAGUAAAACGCGUGCAGAGCGUGGGCGAAGUCGUCAGUGGGGAACCUUUGCCACCACGAGACCUCUACCUCAACCACCGGCCGCACAAUAGCUUCGACGAGUAUGGAAUGCUCAAGAGCACUGCAUGGACGGCCAAGGAUCAGCUGGCUGGCAUGCAGCAAGAGGAGAUGCAGCCACAAAUGCCUUCGCAGCCACCAGCAGUCUCAAAAUAUAGCGAUAAUUUGUUUAAGGUGCCGAUGCAACCCGACGGAACGGCAGCAGGGUUUGGAGUAUUUGCUGCGGCUGCUGUUCCGCCAGCCUCCUCCAUCGAUGGGUUCAGUUUUGUCCUUCCCAAGUCACGCACCCAGGAGUUCCAGGAACAGGCUCUGGCUGCGCAGCAGCGACGGGCACAAGAAGAGGCCAAGCAUCAGGCCCUCCAAGUAGCCAUUGCCGCUGCAAAGAAGCGGGAAGCUGAGCUGAUGGCUAUUCACGAGGCCAAAGUGGCCGAGGCAGAGCGAGUGCGGCAGCAGAAACUCAAGGAACGCCAGGAGCAGGAGCGUCGCCAGCAGCAGGAACUGGAGGAGCAACGCCAGCGGGAUCGGGAGAAACUUCAGCUGGAAAAAGAGAGACAACUGAAACUGGAACAGCUGUUUUUUGUGCAGCAGCAGGAAAAGGAGGCCCGCAAACAGACCAGGACUCUGGAGUUGUAUCAGGAAAUAUUCCAGGACACCCUCGCGAAGAUUUGCCAAAGAGAGUUUAAGCCGCAUAGUCAGGCUUGCAGUUCCUACGAAUCCGUGCUGAACUCAAUAAUACGCGAUCUCGCCGAGCGGCAGAUGGAGCAAUACAUCUACGAACUGGGCGUCAUGAGGAUGUGCAUCAGGCGAUGGCGGAACUAUCGGCGAACGCAGCAGCGAAAGGACACGCUAUUUAACCAACUGCCUUUGAGUUUUGGCGCCGAAAACCCCGAGGGAGUGGUGAACAAACGAAGCAUGGAGGAUUUACUGCGUCUAAGCAGACGCUAUCGACUUGGCGAACCCUGCGAUUAUAGCAAACUUCUGGCUGGCCUGGAAGAGCAGAGUUGGCUGAAGCUGGAUCUGUGGCACGUUUUGGACAAGUGUCUGCCGCUAGCGCAACCAGGAGCUAGGCGCUUCUACAAGCUUUUGAUAAGCCUUUCCGGCGGCCAGGAGGGUUUUCAGUUAAACUACGAUUUGGAUAGGGGACUACUGCAGCAGCCACAGUCGCCGGAUGCUCGUUUUGUGGAAGGAGGCUAUAUCAGAGGUUUCUCUAAGGGUAUUGGAUUGAGUGUGCGGAAGAUCCGAGAUGAUUACCACGACUGGAAAGCCACCGACCUGGCCGAAGCCAAUGGUAUUGUUUGCUUAAUUGGGCUGGAUGACUUUCCUUUACUGCCGGAUCGCUUGAAACCAUUGCUGCAAGCAAGCCGCUGCCAUGAUGUGGCUGUUAUUGUGCAGCAUCCAGCUAAUACCGCCUUUGUUCAACCUGAUAUUCCUCUUCAGGAACUGUGUCUGCGCUCGUUUAACAUAUUUUGUUUGCGAAAAUCUGGAAACAACCGCCAGCGCUUAAUGAUUGCAUUGGAAUCGGCUGUAAAGUUUUUGGCCAAAGCCACAGAAUGGAAUAGCGUUGGACAUCUUUACCAAGUGGAAACCCGCGAAUAUUUGCUCGUUAAUCUGGGAUCGGAACUAUUUCGCCGCCUAAAAUACGCCGCUGAGCACGAUAAGGCCAUCAGAAGUGACGCUCAGCUAAAUCCACAGCGUUGUGUGGACCUUUUUAACGAGGCAGUGCAUCGUCUGCAAUUGGUGGCCGGCGAGGAUUUGAGUGACUGCCCCCAGUUUCCCGAGGAGCUGCGUGUCUUUGUGCAGCCACUGCCCAUCGAAUCAUCACUGAACACCAAUCGAUUGGAGCACUUUGAGCCCGGUUGGCACUUGCCCGAGCGACGCCAGCGUAUUGUCCAGCUUUUGGAGCGCUGUAAACUUCCAAGGGUGCCGGUACUGCCGAGGUCUUCAUCCCUGGCCGAAGCCCAGUGCCAGUGGGUGUUGGACUACGCGCAGAUAAGUCAGCAGGAAGACUGCGUGGAACAGAUCGCCCUCCAGGCCAUUAAAAUUCUGCAAUCCAACACGGAUGACUACUUGAACUUUGUGGAAUAUCUCGCUGGCGAACGAAUGCUAUACAUACUGCGGCAAGAGAGGAAUCUGCCCCAAGGAGUUGUGUACAAAAGGAAAACGCUGAAGAGUCGCUUCCUGAGCGCAUGGUACUAUGAGUUCCGUGAGCCUCAGAUUUACGAGCCCGUUCCCGCCGAAGAGGAUGCCCAGAAGUUGGAGGAACAGUCAUCAACACAAGUGGAGCUGCAACAACUGGACUUCGACGAGAUUACGAGCAAGGCGGAGGCUGUUCUCAAGAGGUAUCAACAGCGUCAGGGGCGUCACACCCUGCGCGAGCUCAACAGGUCACAUAAGUCGCGGAAGAGGAUGGACGCAUCGGACCACAAACAUGCCAGUAAUCUCAAGCGCAAGCGGUCCAAAUCCAAGUAGUCACGUUUUGCUGUAGCUAUUCUUUAAAAUGUAUCAUAUGCAUGUUAAUUGUAGUUCUAAUACAUGUGGUUAAGCAUAAUAUUUGCCAAUUGUGACAUGAGACAAGGCUAGAUUUUAAAUUGCAUCUAGAUUAGGUUAGGUUAGUCGAGUAAUUAUAAGUGAAACCAUGUGGCGAACGCCAAAAAGAGCGAGACAAUCGAACACAAGACCAUAUAUGUGCUAGCCUAAGCUAAAAAAGUAAUUCUGCGAGUUCUGCAAUAUAUAUUUUCUGGACCAAGA
Drosophila mauritiana is the source of this 4491-nucleotide messenger RNA. Its product is annotated as protein xmas-2. NCBI's taxonomy places the organism in Eukaryota, Metazoa, Arthropoda, Insecta, Diptera, Drosophilidae. The transcript has 3 exons. Gene Ontology annotation, biological process: mRNA export from nucleus. Gene Ontology annotation, cellular component: nucleus; cytoplasm; transcription export complex 2. The record is from RefSeq and is a predicted model, not a curated record. Gene Ontology annotation, molecular function: RNA binding. Bases 103 to 4212 code for a protein of 1369 amino acids.